AUAAAUCAGUUGUGGGAGUCGGGGUCAUCUGUAACAGGCAGAGUGUUGGACAAUUCUAAUUGUUGGAAGCACACACACAUUUCCUACGGAGUACAAGGUGACUCUCCGGCCUCACAGCCUGUGAGACUUUUUUUGUUCACUUUUAUAUGUAUGAGCCUUUUGCCUGAGGAUAUAUAUGUAUGCCUAGUGUGUACCUGCUUUCUACAGAAGUUAAAAGAAAGUAUCCCUCAGAACUGGGUGCUGGGAAUUGAACCUGGGUCUUCUUUAAGAGCAACAAGCACUCCUAGUGGCUGAGUCAGCUUUCCAGUCCCAACAAGUGUUCUCUCAAAGUUUAUGUAGUGCCAUGGGGGGGGUAUAUUUAUGCUUUUUGUUAGUGAUCUUACAAAUCAUUAUCAAGUAUAGUACUCUGAGGUUCCUAAGUACUAACAGACUGCAAUAUGCCUCAUGGACAAAGUAUAUAAGAUAGAUCAUUUUCAUGGAGGGGUGCACUAUUUGCUGUUGCCUAUGAAUUCGAUGUUAAUGGGCAGUGUGUAUUCAAUAUGGUGUCUUUAAACAGAAAUGCCCUCGGUACAUGCUAUGAAUUCAUUUGUUGAUAUCAGAUUGUGUCCAGGGGCUCCUGGGUACCGAACCCUAUGUUUCUCCUAAGAGCAAAGGGUCUCUGUUUGCUGACUGAGUGUGCAGGGUACCAUAACUACUGCAAAUAUGAAACAGUUAUAGUUAUUUCCCAACAUGUCAACUGUGCAGUUGCCGCUGCCCCCCCCCCCGUGACUGUCUACCUCCUGAAGCCUCUGACUCUUAUGUGGGCCUUAGAAUCCCCAUGUGCCUAGGAAUGAGAGUCUCAAGUAAGCCUACUCAGGGACAUUCAGCCCCGCUCCUCUGCUCCUGCCUGGGACUUCCUUCAUGAAUGCUUAGUUCAUGGGGUUCCAGUCAAAGGCCAGCACGGCUCUCGGUGACUCACAAAGGCUCUUUUUACUGAAGUGACCUCAUCAGAUCCUCUCAACAAUAGCAGGGUGGUGGCAUCCCGGCUCCGAUCUAUGGAUGAGCCUGGAGUUCACCGAGGCUAUGUAAGCAGCCCAAGGUCAUCCAGUUUGCUGGCAGCGAGUUGAAGUUCAUUGUCUUUCCACCAUGAAGCAUAGACGCUCUGGAGGAGGUAGGAGCCAGACCUUGUUAUUGAUGCUUCACUGUGAACAGUGGCCGGGAGCAGGAGUGAUAAACAUCUCAGCGCCCACUCUCCAGCCUCUGCCUCUGCUUGCAGCUCCCUCACUCCUCCCACCGUCCUGGACCUGCAAUCCCCAUGGGAAACUCUGAGUUACCUACGUCACCGUCUUAGCCACUGUCCUAAGAUCCAGCUCUCAUGCUCCUGCAUUCUGAGAGCACACGGGAUGCGCUUGUCAACAUUCAUGGAGGCAUGGAAAUCCACUGUCAGAAGAGAGCCGAUGCUUUGUCUGAGGGCACUUUGAGCCCUCUUCACCUGUCUCACCUGCACAGGACACGAACAGGUGCAGCCUUGCCACCACCAUGCCGGAAGUUGAGAGGAAAUCCAAGAUCACUGCCUCCCGUAAACUCAUGCUGAAGAGCCUGAUGCUAGCCAAGGCCAAGGAGUGUUGGGAGCAGGAACACGAGGAGCGAGAGGCUGAGAAGGUGCGUUACCUCUCGGAGCGCAUUCCCACACUGCAGACCCGCGGUCUGUCUCUCAGUGCCCUUCAGGACUUGUGCCGAGAGCUCCAUGCCAAGGUAGAGGUGGUGGAUGAGGAGCGCUAUGAUAUUGAAGCCAAAUGCCUCCACAACACCAGAGAGAUCAAGGACCUGAAGCUGAAGGUGCUGGACCUCCGUGGGAAGUUCAAGCGUCCUCCCCUGCGCCGGGUCCGUGUCUCAGCCGAUGCCAUGCUCCGAGCCCUACUGGGCUCUAAGCACAAGGUGUCCAUGGAUCUGCGGGCCAACCUCAAGUCUGUGAAGAAAGAAGACACAGAAAAGGAGCGGCCAGUCGAGGUAGGAGACUGGAGGAAGAAUGUGGAGGCUAUGUCUGGCAUGGAAGGCCGCAAGAAGAUGUUCGACGCUGCUAAGUCCCCGACCUCCCAGUAGAGGUUGGCUUGCUGUAUGACACUCUGUGUCAUGCUUUGGUCCCUUUCCAGCCCCACUCACCUAUCUUUCUGCUCGUGCCUGGAACAUCCCUAAUAUGCGCUCCCUCCCUCCAGCCUAUGCACACACCUUUGGAGCCAGGAUGAAAUGGCGCACAAAGGGGAAGAGAGAUGCCAGUGCCUGGGACCUCAUCCCAGCAGUGUGGGCUUAUGGUACCCGCUGGGCAUGCUGGGGUUAUCCAGUCACCCCAAGGGGCCCUAGGCUGAGGAGGGAGGCAGAGAGAACUGCCUCUCAGCAGCCCCGUGUUGCUUCCCUCCAUCUCUGUUGCUACCUGCAGUAUUCACAAGUUCUCCAUUAAAAAAAAAAAAAGA
This is a messenger RNA of Mus musculus (house mouse), 2450 nucleotides long. It is a transcript of the gene Tnni1, whose product is annotated as troponin I, skeletal, slow 1. The coding region runs from base 1519 to 2082 and encodes 187 amino acids. The transcript has 10 exons. NCBI's taxonomy places the organism in Eukaryota, Metazoa, Chordata, Mammalia, Rodentia, Muridae. The record is from RefSeq and is a predicted model, not a curated record. Gene Ontology annotation, cellular component: troponin complex.